AUGUUUGCCCGUCUGGUCCCACUCUUCGUUUGCUUCAUUGGCAUUGCUUUGGCCAUUGCAAGCCCAGCCGAGAGCCAGAGUGCAGAUUUGGGAGGGUUGUCCAUUGGUGACAUUAUCAACGCGUUGCAGAUUGGGUUCAUCCAGAACAUCACCACGUUCAUUACUUUGGAUACUUUGAGCAACAAUAUCGCUUCCAGUCAAUUCCGCGUCAAGAAUCCUCUAAUCAUUGAGCUUACCAUCGAUUCUACGAGUGCCAAAGCUGGAUUGAAUGGAACUACCUACGCCGAAUUCACACAUACCUUCAAACCAGCUCUCGUCGUUCCCGUCCUUCGUUCAGUUGAUAGCCCAACGAUCGGUAACGUGGAUUUGGUACAGGGUGCUACCGCGUCGUUGGACAUCAUUCCAUUUGGUGUUCUGGAUCUUCAAAAUGUUGAUAUCAACAUACGCGCUGGAACUCUCUUUGGUCUCGGAGGCAUUCCUAUUCCAAUCACUGGACUCAAACAGAGCAAUGUCCCCGCUGCAUACGAUUUGGAGCUCGAUUGA
Molecule: messenger RNA, 543 nt
Organism: Marasmius oreades (fairy-ring Marasmius)
Lineage: Eukaryota; Fungi; Basidiomycota; Agaricomycetes; Agaricales; Marasmiaceae
Exons: 3
Coding region: 1-543 (180 amino acids)
Source: RefSeq, a predicted model, not a curated record